Mucor mucedo is the source of this 330-nucleotide messenger RNA. RefSeq lists its product as uncharacterized. Lineage: Eukaryota; Fungi; Mucoromycota; Mucoromycetes; Mucorales; Mucoraceae. The transcript is spliced from 2 exons. The record is from RefSeq and is a predicted model, not a curated record. Bases 1 to 330 code for a protein of 109 amino acids.
AUGCCAACACUAAGAGAAUCCCGGACUCCAAAUAUACCUCAUCGAUCGCCAUUUCGUAUACGAGAUUCACAAAUGAGCAAGAUGCAACACGUCUCAAACGGUAAUAGUUCCGAUAGAUGGAGCUUCUCAAUGGAAUUGGUCAACAUGUGGAACAUGAAGCCGCUUGAGACGUUUAACGAGAAGAGGAAUGAGCAAAGUGAAAACUUGUUCUCUUCAGGAAACCUGCUAACACAAUUAUUGGUUUCACAAGCUAUACUAGAUUCAAAUGAAUUCCAGAUAUUGUCAUUCGAGAAAUUAGAUAAAUUAAAAAAGGUAAUACAAAAUGAAUGA